Molecule: messenger RNA, 1245 nt
Organism: Eubalaena glacialis (North Atlantic right whale)
Lineage: Eukaryota; Metazoa; Chordata; Mammalia; Artiodactyla; Balaenidae
Gene: RAD9B
Product: RAD9 checkpoint clamp component B
Exons: 11
Coding region: 4-1245 (413 amino acids)
Biological process (GO): DNA repair; DNA replication checkpoint signaling; cellular response to ionizing radiation
Cellular component (GO): checkpoint clamp complex
Source: RefSeq, a predicted model, not a curated record
GCCAUGCUGAAGUGCGGGAUGAGCGGCAGUCAGGUGAAAGUAUUUGGGAAAGCGAUCCAAGCACUCUCACGAAUUAGUGAUGAGCUGUGGCUAGACCCUUCUGAAAAAGGUCUUGCUUUAAGAUCUGUGAAUUCUUGUCGGUCAGCAUAUGGAUGUGUCCUCUUCUCGCCUGUGUUUUUUCAACAUUAUCAAUGGUCAACCUCGGUGAAAACGAAUGAUAGUGACACAAUAUCGAAUUUAAAUUGCAAAUUGGGAAUGAAGUCAAUUCUGCCUAUCUUUAGAUGUCUGAAUUCCCUCGAAAGAAAUGUAGAGCAGUGCAAAAUAUUUACCAGAUCUGAUAAGUGCAAAGUAGUUAUUCAAUUCUUCUGCAGACAUGGUAUUACAAGGAUUCAUAAUGUGUGUUUUCAAGAAAGUCAGCCUUUGCAAGUUAUUUUUGAAAAGAAUAUGUGUUCUAAUACACUAGUGAUUCAACCAAGAGUGCUUGCUGAGGCAAUUGUUCUUUUUACAUCGAGUCAAGAGGAAGUUACUCUUGCUGUUACUCCACUGAACGUUUGCAUUAAGAGUUCUAAUGAGGAAUCAAUGGAUUUGACCAAUUCUGUAUACAGUGAGAUGUUUGUUGGGCCAGAUGAGUUUGACUUCUUUCAAAUUGGAGUCGACACUGAAAUAACAUUUUGCUUCAAAGAACUGAAGGGAAUGCUGACAUUUUCAGAAGCUACACAUGCUCCUAUAGCCAUUCAUUUUGAUUUUCCUGGGAAACCCAUGGCUUUAAGUAUUGACGAUAUGCUAUUGGAAGCCAACUUUAUUUUGGCUACAUUAGCUGAUGAGCCAAGUAGAGCAUCUUCUCCACAAUCACUGUAUCUUUCACAAAAACGAAAAAGGUCAGAGCUGAUACAUUCAAAUUCAGAGGCUGGUAAAAAUGUAACCAGCAAGGAUGCAGAGUAUAUCUCGAGAAAAGCAGUACCCAAAAGGCUUUAUUCUGAGACUCGCACGAACACCUCUUCAUUGGAAAACUGUGGCGGCCCUUUAACGGAAAGAGCAAACGGAGACAUUAGUGAAGUACCAGAAAGCAGUGUCAGUGACACGGAGGAAGUGCCAGGAUCUUCAUAUCUCAGGAAGUUUUCUUGCAUGUUCUUUGGAGCAGUUUCUUCUGACCAACGAGAACACUUCAACCACCCUUUCCACAGUGUGGCAACAGCAAGUGACAGUGAAGAGGACGUGAAUAAUGGCAGUUUUUCCACAUUCUAA